Molecule: messenger RNA, 1302 nt
Organism: Eimeria necatrix
Lineage: Eukaryota; Apicomplexa; Conoidasida; Eucoccidiorida; Eimeriidae
Exons: 7
Coding region: 1-1302 (433 amino acids)
Source: RefSeq, a predicted model, not a curated record
AUGUUUUCAAGAACAACGGGGAUAACCCGCGGAAAGGAAAUCCUUCCCGCAUGCAGUUUCAAAGAACUGCCGAGACUGUCUCUUGCUGCUGCUUUCCCUCCACUGCGGUCGCUGCACUCCAUCGCGGCGAGCCUGAGCAGCCAAGCAGCAGCUGCGGCGCCACCCGCGGAUUCCUCAGGAUCCACCGCAGCAGCAGCUCCUGACGCAGCUUCCAGCCCUUUAGUCGACUCCAAAGAAACUGGAGAAUCUCAGGAGUCAGUUUUGGCACUCAAAGGCGAGGAAAGCUGCAGCAUUGUUCCGCCGGAGGGCUCUUACGCGCAGGAGCUGCUGGAGCACAUUCGAAGAGUUGAAAGAGAUAGGCGGCAGCGGCAGCUCGUCGACCCGCAGUUUUCGCGCAUGAAGGACAAAAUGAAGGCUGCUUACGAAAGCGGGAACACGAAAGAGUAUCAGCGGCUGCGCGCUGAGACGAAGCAGUUUCUGAAGCAGCACGGGAUUGGGGUAUUGCCCACAUCCUUUUUGCAAAUGCUGCUGCUGGGCCUGGCCAUCUCGCUUUCGACUCCGGCUAUUAGAGCCAUCUCAGCGGACCCUUUCAACUGGAAAAGCUUCGCUGUGGAGCAGCCGGCGUGGCUGGAGAGUUUGGCGCUGCCGGAUGCCUCUGGACUCGCAGCUGCAGUCUGUUGGCUGGUGUUUGUCUCGACUAUGGCGGCCGGGUGGAUGGUCUCUGCGAAAAUCCAGAAAAGAUGCCCCUCGCCUCCAGCCUCUUCAGGCUUCGCCUCUCCCGGCGUAAUGCGCGGCUUUGGCCUCGUGGCCGCGACAACUUUCGCUUUCUACAGCGGCACGCAGCUGCCGGCGGCCGCGCUGCUGUUUUUGGUGCCAGCAUUUGCCCUUCAGAGCGCUUUAAUGCGCAUCUUCAGACUCCGAUCCGUGGAGAGUCUUCUCCACUUGGUCCCCGAGGGGCUGCGGCCGCUGCAGCAAACUUACUUGGGGCUGCUGCAGCGGCGGCAGCCGGCCCUCAUGGCUGCCUGGAAGCGCCGCGCCCGCGACCCCCGCUACAGAGAAGCUGCAGCAGAUGCAGCAGCAGCGGGAGCAGCAGCAACAAGCCGCGCCGUGCUGCAGCUGUGGAAGGAGCUUUCGAGUGAGUCGGCAGCAGCUGGCCCGGCAAAGCUGCAAACUUGGGCCCAGCAGGUCGCCGCCAAGCAGCAGCAGCAGCAGCAGCAGCUACGGCUGCAGCAGCAGCAGAAGCGCUUUCGCUGCUACGCAGCAGCAGCAGCACCGCAACAGCUGCUGCCUCGUAACGUGUGA